AUGGCCUUCCAAGGUCCUCCUAAGCCAAAAGGUCUCCUUGACUAUCACCGCGUCCUUGCCCCAAGAGCAGGAGUCCGCGUAAGCCCAUUAUGCCUCGGCGCCAUGAACUUCGGAGAUGCGUGGAAAGAUUGGAUGGGAGAGUGCAACAAGGAAACGGUUUUUGAAAUCUUGGAUUACUUUUAUGAGAAGGGCGGUAACUUUAUCGAUACUGCGAACAAUUAUCAGAACGAGCAAAGUGAGACUUGGAUUGGAGAGUGGAUGGAACAGAGGGGUGUGCGGGACCAGAUGGUGCUUGCCACAAAGUUCUCGUGUUCCUACCGAAGUGGCUCCGACCCAAAGGCAAUUCAGAGCAAUUAUACUGGAAACCAUACGAAAUCUUUGGCUGUCAGUCUUGCAGCGAGUUUGAAGAAGCUGCGAACGUCGUAUGUUGAUGUUCUGUACGUACACUGGUGGGACUUCACCACGUCGAUCGAGGAGAUUAUGAAGUCUCUCAAUGCAUUAGCAGACCAGGGCAAGAUUCUCUACCUUGGUGUCAGCGACACGCCGGCUUGGAUUGUGUCUAAAGCCAAUCAGUGGGCGCGAGAUCAUGGAAUGCGCCAAUUCGUGGUCUAUCAGGGAAAGUGGAGUGCUGCCGAUCGAGACUUUGAGCGCGAAAUCAUCCCAAUGUGUCAAGGUGAGGGGAUGGCCCUCGCUCCUUGGGGCGCUCUCGGCGGAGGAUUCUUCAAGACCGAAGAGCAGAGAAAGAGGCAGGACGGUCGGAACUAUGGUCCGAUGGGCGUGUCAGAGGUACAUUUGAAAGUGUCUGCGGUGCUCGAGAAGGUCGCCAAGCAGAAAGGAAGCAUCAUCACCAGCGUUGCUUUGGCAUACGUGAUGCAUAAGACCCCGAACGUGUUCCCAAUCGUCGGCGGACGAAAGAUCGAACACUUGGAGGGAAAUAUCGAAGCUCUCAGCCUCAAGCUUUCUACUGAAGAAAUCGAGGAGAUCGAGGACGCUUAUCCCUUCGAUUACGGAUUUCCGUUGAACUUCCUGUUCAUGGGCCAAAAGGUUCCAAGCCAGAAGGCUAGUGACGUUUUCCUGACCAAGAUGGCUCACACUCUCGACGUGAACGAUGCUCCAAAGCCAAUUGAGCCUCGAAGCUUGUCUUAA
Molecule: messenger RNA, 1146 nt
Organism: Pseudocercospora fijiensis CIRAD86
Lineage: Eukaryota; Fungi; Ascomycota; Dothideomycetes; Mycosphaerellales; Mycosphaerellaceae
Exons: 5
Coding region: 1-1146 (381 amino acids)
Source: RefSeq, a predicted model, not a curated record